Molecule: messenger RNA, 2331 nt
Organism: Saccharomyces kudriavzevii IFO 1802
Lineage: Eukaryota; Fungi; Ascomycota; Saccharomycetes; Saccharomycetales; Saccharomycetaceae
Gene: UBP10
Product: ubiquitin-specific protease UBP10
Exons: 1
Coding region: 1-2331 (776 amino acids)
Cellular component (GO): nucleus; cytosol
Molecular function (GO): cysteine-type deubiquitinase activity; cysteine-type endopeptidase activity
Source: RefSeq, a predicted model, not a curated record
AUGACUACCCAGGAAUCAAUCAAACCUCUAGUCGACAGAAUUUUGUCAAACCCGCUGCAGUUCAAUGCAGCAAUGAUCUCUAAGAAAUCAAACAAUAGUAAUAAUAACGGUACUUCCGCCGCGUCGCAAAAUGGCUCGUACAUCGUGAUAGGCAAACAACAUAACAAUAAUAGUGGCAGCAGCGCUACUACGGAGACGACUAGUAGCGAACAAGUGCAAGGGAAUGACUUGAUGGAGAAGUCAAGGGAUGAUAAAAAGUCCAACGCCGUUCCAAAAUCCAUGGCUGAGGCUUUACUACUGUAUACAUCCAAAAGCAUUAAAGACGCUAAUGAUGUUACCGCCGUCAAGAAGUCAGCAGAACUUUCUACGGAGCUUUCUACGGAACCUCCCACUUCUGCCUCUGAAGAUGAUAAAGAAGAAAUAAAUGAAGAAGAGGCAGAAGUAUUUCAUGAAGCAAGAGAAUACAUAGAACCUCAAAGCGUUAAUUUGAAGGAAAAUGACAUGGUUGACGAAGACGUUGGUGAAGAUAUUGGUGAAGAUUUAGGCAUGCCUAUACCUACCAUUGAUGUGGCAGUUAGCAAGAACGAAAAGCAAAGGGAUUUUUCUGCUAGUACUAAUGUUGAGGGCGAUGAAGUCGAUGACGAAGACGAAGACGAAGAUAUGAAUUAUGAUUCUAGUGCCAUGGAAAAAGAGCUCCCUGAAGAGGAAGAAACUGAUUCCAGCUCCACCAUUUCUGAAAAUGAAAAAAAAGACUUACGACAAGAUCUAAUGGAAAAUAAUACAGUGACGGUAAAUCAAUGCGAAAUGCAAAGUAACCAUGCUGGAGAAAACGAGGGGGAGAAUACAAAAGAGGAAGAGGAAGAGGAAGAACCAGAAUUGGAACAUAAACUAAGAUCAGCCACCCCUCCCACUACGAUAUCGAAUCUUUCAAACUUUUACCAAUUCAAUGAAAAUGCUAAUGAUCAUGGUUCCUUGAACUCUACCAGGGUAAUUAAGAAUUGGGGCGACCAGUUCACCAAUCUGAAACCCCGUGGUCUUUUGAACCAUGGUGUUACUUGUUACACAAAUGCAGCCGUGCAAGCUAUGUUGCAUAUCCCUGCCAUACAGCACUAUCUUUUCGAUGUUCUUUUGGGGAAGUACGAUAGCACCAUCUCAAAAAAUUCCGUUUCCUACACUCUGGCUGAAACGAGUAAAAAAAUGUGGCUGCCACUCUCUAAAAAUUAUAAGAAAAAUUCUCCAGCUUCCUACAUCAAUCCCAAGCAUUUGAUUUCCAGACUGGAUGAUAUCAAUUGUAUGAUGAGCGAAUGGCAGCAAGAAGAUUCUCACGAGUAUUUUAUGUCGCUGAUGUCAAGAUUACAGGAAGAUUCUGUCCCAAAGGGUCAUAAGCUUAUAGAAUCGAUAAUAUAUGAUAUAUUUGGCGGUCUUUUGAAGCAAAUCGUUACUUGUAAAUCUUGCGGCAGCACAUCUAAGACAGAGCAACCCUUUUACGAUUUAUCGUUGCAUUUGAAGGGUAAGAGAAGAUUGGACUCAAACCCUGAUUUAUUGGAAGAUAACAACAGCAGUACUUCCGCCGCUUGCUCCAGCACCAAUAGCAACACUACCAUUGCACAAUCAUCAUCUUCUCAUUCUGUAUCUGCCAACAUACACAAUGCCACACCAGACGCCGCUGUCAACGAUUUAAAUUCAGUCAAUCGUAGAUUCUCUAUUGAAAAAUCAAUCCGAGAUUUCUUCAAUCCCGAAUUGAUUAAAGUUGACAAGGAGCAAAAGGGUUAUGUAUGUGAAAAGUGUCACAAGACCACCAAUGCCGUCAAACAUAAUUCAAUUCUAAGAGCUCCAGAGACUUUACUAGUACAUCUGAAGAAAUUUAGAUUUAAUGGCACUUCAUCGUCGAAAAUGAAGCAAGCUGUUUCAUAUCCAAUGUUCUUGGAUUUGACAGAAUAUUGCGAUGACAAAGACUUACCUGUUAAGUACCAACUAUUGAGCGUGGUCGUUCAUGAAGGUCGUUCUCUAUCGUCAGGUCACUAUAUUGCCCACUGCAAACAACCGGAUGGUAAUUGGGCCACUUACGACGAUGAAUAUAUCAAUAAAAUCUCUGAAAGAGACGUAUUGAAGGAACCUAAUGCUUAUUAUCUCCUGUACACGAGACUAACUCCAAAGUUGAUUUCAUUGCCAUUGGCAAAGUCUAAUACGACGGCUCACGAUGUUACUCCCUCAGAGUAUAAACAAGAACAAAUAACCAGCGAGUCAAAUAAACGUCCAUUGAAGAUUAAUAGCAAAAAAAAUAACCGUAAAAAAUGGAAAAAAAAUAAGAAAAGGAAGUUUUCUAAAUGA